Messenger RNA from Annulohypoxylon maeteangense, 773 nucleotides. RefSeq lists its product as uncharacterized. The record is from RefSeq and is a predicted model, not a curated record. The coding region runs from base 183 to 392 and encodes 69 amino acids. The transcript has a single exon. NCBI's taxonomy places the organism in Eukaryota, Fungi, Ascomycota, Sordariomycetes, Xylariales, Hypoxylaceae.
UUCACCUAGACCACCAAGUAACAGGGUACGUUUAUUAUAUCUCCAACGACUUAACCUGGGCGUACAAGCUUUUGGCGGGGAAUGGUACCCGAUACCCGAUCUCCCGUCUCUGCCCUAGGUAGAACUAGAAACGGGACUGCGCCGUCCGUUGAUCGUGGUGGUGGGUGGUGCCCAUUUACCACAUGGCGACAGGGUUACCUUUCGAUCUUCUCUCUCUAUGUACAUGCGCCUUUCUCCUAUUCUGCCUGAUAAUUUCCGAAAGGCUUAAAUCGAGUAACCUGGGUAGUAUCACUUUGUUGCUUACUGUUGGCCUAUUCACGUCUACCUACGCCCUCGGGGUAUGUGCGACUCCCUUUUUCGAGACUUCUCACUCUUUUCGCCCCGGGGAGUGAUAGGAGAAAACCAACGGGAUGGGGCCGUGCGGGUUGGGGUUCGUUCGAUCCGUCGGCUCGGGUUGGUAUGGUGGGACUUCGGUAGGGGAUGAGGUUAAUAGGAGGACGAAUCCCGGCUCAUGGUUUUCCUAGGUAAGAUAUUCGACCCUAAAGCGAUGCAAGUUUCGCGUGGGUAUGUAGGUGUUUCUGUUUUGGUAAAGAAAGAUUGAAACAUAAACGCCAUAAAAGCCAUGAAAAACCAAAAAUGGUGGUACUUAUUCGGAUAUCCGUAAACGGGUGGGAGCUCUCAACGGCUUGGCAACCGACCUCUUGGAUUUGCUAAGCUUCGAGCUACCUAAUUAUAAAAUCGUCUCUUGCGUCUUGCGUCUUGAGUCGCCGGAC